ACAACUUCUACUUCAUUCAUUGUCUAUACUGUAUACAAACUUUAUUAUUACUCAAAACUCCUAUUUGCCAACAUUUUUUCUGGAAUUUUACAACUGCUUAUCGUGUGAGAAGAUUUAUCAUAAUUACAGUCGAUAGAUAUUCGAAUUCAAAGUAAAUCAAUAAAUGGAAAUUAGCAUAAAAAAAGGGAUUCAACGAAUUCGUCCGCACCUGCGUCUGAUAAUAUGGUAUAGUAAAUAUUAUUCGUUCAUGUAACGUGAAUACAUGAUUUGGAAUAGAAGUGUUAGAUCAGAAAUUACUAACGCUUGAUAUACGCAUUAAAACUAAUUCCGCUCUAAAACGUGACUUUAUCUUGGAAAAAGUCGUAUUCAUUCAUCAUUUAAUUCACGUUUCCUACAUCGCAUAUUACGAUCUGAAAAAGCAUGCUGCACAUGGGAGAUAUAAUAAUCGUAAAUAUUAGCAUUAGCCUCGUCAUUUCCUAAGCAUGUCAAGCACACGUCAUCAUUUACAAGUUUUCUCUUGGCAAAGAAUCAUUCCACUAAACUGUAUCUUUUAACGAAAUUCUGUACGAUAAGUGAAUCGUGAAAUAUAAGAUAAGCAGCUGACGUAUAAAUAGUGAAACGAAUUUCUCAAAGACUUAUUUCAAUGUGUAACAUCUGGCUGGCAAAUAGCAAUGAAACUCGGUUGGAUUAUCGUUUUUUCCAUCAGCGCUGUCUUCGCGACAGCUCUGAGAUUUCCAGAAAAUGACAGAAAUUGUGACUGCGUACCGCUGCCUACUUGCGGAGUGCUAUGGAUGAAUCUCGUAGCAGCGAAGAAAGCGUCUUUCUGGGAGCAUUUUAGAUAUACCGAAUAUUUAAAAUCGUUAAACUGUGGAUAUCUCUUCUAUAUGCCUUUCGUUUGUUGUCCAUACCGAAAUUUCGACGACGACAGUGAUAUUUCUGAUUUGAGUUAUGACGAAAGUGAUAUUCCCGAUUUACAUCUUGGUGACAAUAGUGUGCCGCUAAAAGCGCCGAAAUGUUCAAAAACUACUACUAAAGGAUUGCCUCCAAAGGGAAACCAAAAAUCUACAGUACCGGUCCGAACGACCACGGUGCUUCCGUCGACUACUACGCAAAAAUCAAAUUCAGUUGGGGAACAUCAUGAAAAAGAAAAUCAUAGCUUUGCUGAAUGCGGUAGAAGUAUAAAUCGUGACCAUCAUUUGGGCAAUCGCACGGAGUUUUCUGACUUCCCCUGGCUAGCUCUUCUGGAGUAUGAGACACCAAAAGGCAAGAAAUUCUUGUGCGGUGGUGCCCUGAUAAACGACCGCUACAUCCUGACAGCCGCUCACUGCGUGACUUCGAGAGCCAACAAGCUGGUCAGCGUACAACUGGGAGAGUACGACACCAGCACAUCCCCGGACUGCAUCUUGGACGGAAAUGCGGAGAACACGACGAGCUGCAUCGACAGCGCGAUCAAAAUCGGCGUAGAGAAAACGAUCCUCCACGACGGAUACAACGACGGCAUCGAACAUCGCCAAGAUUUCCCCACGAUGAACGACCUCGCCCUGGUCAAGCUCAAGGAGAAGGUCGAGUACUCCUACUACAUCCAGCCGAUUUGUCUGCCGACGAAGCCAGCGCUGCCGCAGAACUACAUCGUCGCCGGCUGGAGCCGAUCUUUCAUACCGAACGCCGAGGGACACAACCAGAAGCUCGUGUCGAAGCUGACAGAGAUGGAACUGCAGAAGUGCAUGGAGCAUAAUCUGCUGCCUUUCGUCGGCAAGGAGCAUAUCUGCGCCGGUGAGAUCAGAUCGACCCAGCGGGCGUGUAUCGCCGAUGCCGGAGGCCCACUCAUGGGCUACGAGAAGAAGGCCGACGGCCAGCUCAGACUGACCGUCUUCGGAGUGUCCUACAUGGAUCUCGCUUGCGACAGGGACGAUCUGCCCGGUGUUUACACUCGAGUCAUCGAUUACAUGCCCUGGAUAAGCGAGCACAUCAGCGACUAAUACACUUCGCAUUUCGCAUGCUUUAUACUUAUUUAUUUUAUGAUUAUUCGUAAGCCAUGGAAUACGCUAGUUUUAGAUUAGUUUUAGUUACGUUGUAUACCUACUUAUAAAUAAGUGUGUUUAAUCAUUGCAUAAAUAUACGAUCGUCGAAGCCUCGUCACGUUCUGCUCAUCAACCAUAUUGAUUCUCGAAAUAAAACGAUUUAUUUUUGUACCAAACAUAA
Nasonia vitripennis (jewel wasp) is the source of this 2202-nucleotide messenger RNA. Its product is annotated as phenoloxidase-activating factor 3-like. The coding region runs from base 672 to 1979 and encodes 435 amino acids. Gene Ontology annotation, molecular function: serine-type endopeptidase activity. The transcript has 3 exons. Gene Ontology annotation, biological process: proteolysis. The record is from RefSeq and is a predicted model, not a curated record. Lineage: Eukaryota; Metazoa; Arthropoda; Insecta; Hymenoptera; Pteromalidae.